UUCUGAGGAAAAAAGAAACAUAUACUGAGCCACUGAGCCACUGCUCCGUUCUCGUAGUAAGCCUUCAUAUAUAUACACCACCGUAUCUCCCUUCCCAGCAAACGCAGUCGAUCUACAGGUGCCAGUGUUACUAACUCAGAGGACCAUGUUGAGCGGUGCACCUAGCAAGCCACAGAUGCGUAUAGGUGCAAAUCGAGCAACACGGGAAGCCAAAGGCGCCCAACCUGAUGAGUUUACUCCGUUGAAUGACGAGGAUGUGACUAGUAAUAAUGAAGACGAAGCAACAACAGAGAUUGCCGAUUAUAUCCAACUGCGCGAAAAAUUCCAUGGCUUAAUAGUAAACAUCCUAAAGGGGAUUGAUAUUUUCAUUGCCUCCGGUGAUGGUAGAGCUCCAAUGGAAGCAUCUGUCAUGUCGUGCAACGUUAACGUUACCAUUGCGUUUGGGGAUCUUGGCAGUAAAUUCAGGUUUACUUGUGAAGACAAAAACCCUGCGAUCCCUUCUUCAGCGGAACAGGUACCUCCCUCCCACGGUCCUUCUUCAGCGGAACAGGGCAUGAACGACUGUGGCACCCAAAAUUUCCACGUAAAGUACUUGGGCAACAUCAACGGAGCAUCAGCUGAUGGUAUGGAGGACGAAAACGAAUCGCUGGACCCAAAGGACUAAAAGGAAUCGCCGAAGUAAAAGGGAAAAACUAAGAAUAUGGAUUUGAUAAUAACGGAGAAAGGUUGCUCUGUUCACAUUCGUCCCUAUAGGACAUCAUGUUGGCCAAUAUAUUUGUACUUUAUCAUUCUAUCGUGUGGAUUCAUGUUUGACUAUUAUUACUGUUAUGAUAUGUAAUUGUGAUGAAUAAAUGAUGCUUGUAAACUUGAUAUAAUA
This is a messenger RNA of Aegilops tauschii subsp. strangulata, 877 nucleotides long. RefSeq lists its product as uncharacterized. NCBI's taxonomy places the organism in Eukaryota, Viridiplantae, Streptophyta, Magnoliopsida, Poales, Poaceae. The record is from RefSeq and is a predicted model, not a curated record.